AGCACAAAGUCCAGCAGUCUGAAGGGCGACAGACAGACAGGCAGACAGACAGACAGACAGGCUGGCAGGCAGACAGGCACACACACACAGACAGCUGUGCACAAGUGAAAGUGACAGAGAAGAAGAAACGUUGUUCUGUCUUGUUUCAGACGAGCUGGAACACUGAAGCAGGUUUGAGUCUGCAGAUCUGUGUGUGCUGUGCUUCCUGUGUUUCCUGUGUGUGAAGCAGCUGGAGUAUAAAGAUAUAUAUAUAUUUAUAUAUCUUUAUAUAUAUAUAUUGAGCUUUGGAUCCGCUGAGACACAAAUAUAACAACGCGACAAACAUGGAGAACGGGAAGAACCGCCUGCAGCAGGCCCAGGAGGACGUGGAGGAGGUCAGGGUCAUCAUGAUGGACAACGUGAACAAGGUUGAUGAGAGAUCUGAAAAACUGGGCGAAUUGGAGGAUCGGGCUGAAAUACUGCUGACAAAGAGUAAAGACUUUCAAAAGACCAGCAACCAGGUGAAGCAAAAGCAGAAAUGGGGGAACAAGAAGAUGAAGAUGGUGUUUAUCGGCGUCGGAGUCGUAGCCGCUCUCGUCAUUAUUGGACUUAUAAUCUUUGCCGCUGUUUGAUAACGCACGAGGAGGCGUAACUCGAAGUUACUCGGCGUAACUGAGAGACGUGGACAAAGACGAGCGCUGCAGGAGAAGAGGGGUCUGCUGGUUCUGUGUUUAAAGAUAUUUAUGGGUCGUCCCGCUCGUCAGAAGUCUUCACUUGAUAUGGUACCAUUUAUUGCUUUUGAAAUAACGUUUGGAAGGUCACGUCUCUUUCUCACACAGACGUUUAUACUUUGGGUUUCGUUCACGGUGCACAAAUAAAAGAACACUUGCAGAAGUCCUUCUUAUUCAGAUUUGGCCGCUUCCACUGCAGUAAUAUUGCAGUUUGAGUUUUCUCCCUUUGACUCUGAUGUACGUGCAGCGAUGAGGAAUAUCUUCAUCAUCAGAGCAGCGACAGCAGCAGCCACAUAAUCACACACAUUAAAUACAAAGAUCACAAGUUAUUUAAGAAGCCGGUGCAGCAGGAACACCUUCCUUCUCAAGUCUGUUAAUUACUUUAUGAACGUCACUUUUGUGGACUUUAUUUAACACAUUCUGUGCAUCCUCUACGGUCCAGCUGUCCAGACGUCCUGCCCACUCGUGUCACCUGUCCUUCACGGAUCCCGCGCUGUGGUUCGCUUCCUGCCGUGUUGAGGAGUUUGAUUGAAACAGACUAAAUGUUGGUUUGUGAAAGCGCUCUCAUCAGUGCUCGGGCAGCACCCCACCACUCCUAAGCAAAACUAUGAAUUAGUAAUAUUUUUAACCAAACAUUAUCAGGCUGCUACUUUUGUACUUUCUUGUUUGCACACGGUGUUUCACGUUCACGGCGAGCGCGAGAGGAACAGAAGACAUCAUGGCGGGUCGCUGCUCUGGGAGGAGGACACAGCUUUGGAUUGUAAAACAUGAACGGAUGAAUUGUCACGUGAGAUCUGUUUCAUUAAAAUGUGUUUAAAGCGACAAAA
Molecule: messenger RNA, 1537 nt
Organism: Cottoperca gobio
Lineage: Eukaryota; Metazoa; Chordata; Actinopteri; Perciformes; Bovichtidae
Gene: vamp5
Product: vesicle-associated membrane protein 5
Exons: 3
Coding region: 324-611 (95 amino acids)
Biological process (GO): vesicle-mediated transport
Cellular component (GO): membrane
Source: RefSeq, a predicted model, not a curated record